Molecule: messenger RNA, 2610 nt
Organism: Fusarium odoratissimum NRRL 54006
Lineage: Eukaryota; Fungi; Ascomycota; Sordariomycetes; Hypocreales; Nectriaceae
Exons: 2
Coding region: 1-2610 (869 amino acids)
Biological process (GO): regulation of DNA-templated transcription; DNA-templated transcription
Molecular function (GO): DNA-binding transcription factor activity, RNA polymerase II-specific; DNA binding; zinc ion binding
Source: RefSeq, a predicted model, not a curated record
AUGAACGAAUCUGAGGUCCAGUCUCCUCUCUUUACUACGGAAGCAGCAGCAGCAGCCAUCAACAACACGCCUGUUGCCCCGAUUCCACUCUCUCUCCACAAUCAAGCGUCUUAUACUAUUGACCACCACUCUCCAGUAUCUCCUUUGCGACCGCAGUCCUGCUUCCUAUGUAGACGUCGCAAGGUCCGUUGCAAUAAAGAGUCCCCGUGUUCAACCUGUCGACGUGUUCAAGUUCCCUGCAUUUACCCCGUAGGACGGGCACCACGACGGACUCGAAUCAGGCGCCAUGGUGUUCAAUCGAUCGCAGAUAAUGAACUCGCUGUGAAAGUCAGCGUGUUGGAGCAGAUGAUUGAGAAACUUGGCGAUCGCAUUAAUGGCGAACCUACACUCAAGUCUGCCGCGUCAUCUACCCCAAGCCAUGCGGCAUCACAAACUCAAACCUGCACUCCCAAAGACUCACCAAGCCAUUCCUCGAGCCCCGAAACACUUUGUCAAGAGCUUGCGAGGGAUAAUCUUACGAGCGACCCAGGUCACUCGCUUCGAUCUUACGAGCUACAACACAAGCUUGGGCGAUUGGUGUUACAUGAAGAGACUGGUAGCAAGAGGUAUGUCUGCGAUGGCAUCUGGGCAAAACUGGAUGAGGAGUGGACCUCCAUUCGCGAGGCAUCACCCAACAACCCGGACGAUGCCUGCUCGAGCAACGGGGACGACAAUGUCACACUACGUGCCUCCUUCUCAGCCCAUAGCCCGUUCGUCUUUGGGCACCUCCCCUUCAACUCUAUUCCGGCCAUAUAUCACCCUGAGCCAGAUCAGGUUCUAUAUCUCUGGUCUAUCUACCAAGAGAAUGUCGAGCCGCUGCUCAAAGCAGUCCAUGUCCCAGCGAUGGAAAAGGUAUUUCACGAUGCAAAAACGAGAUUUAGCCAACUAUCCGCCGCAUACCAAGCAUUGAUACGAGCCAUCUAUUACGCCGCCGUCGUAUCCCUCGAUCCCAAAGACGUCCUCUCCAACCUUGGUCAGAGCAAGGACGAAGCCCUGGCUAGAUAUCGAUUUGCUACUGAGCAAGCCCUGUCGCGAGUAGACUUCCUCGUUACCUCAGACAUUACCGUCCUCCAAGCACUAUCCAUAUUCCUAGCUGUUGUGCGGCAUGAAGGCGAGUCUCGUCUUUGCUGGUCCUUGACGGGACUUGCUAUCCACCUGGCUCGUGGUAUGGGUCUCCAUCGUGACGGUUCCCAGCUGGCUCUCCGACCGUUCGAGAAAGAGCUACGAAGGCGUUUAUGGUGGGCACUUUUGCAAUUGGACAUUCGAUCUGCAGAGGAGCUCGGUACUGACCUAAUCGUGGGAAAAUCGACGUUUGAUACACAGAUGCCCUCGAAUCUGAACGAUAAAGACAUCAGCCCAGACCUAGUGGACUCACCCGCGCCGCGAGAAGGGCGCACUGAUACGACCCUGUUCUUAUUCCGGUGCGAGAUUUGCAAGCUUUCCCGACAGGUAAUCGAAGCCGUAUCUACAGUGGCGACGGUAGAAGAGCAAAAGACAAUGCUGCUUGAAGUCUACAAACGUGUAGAUGAAAAGUUCUUCAAGUGGAUAGAUAAGAGUGAUCCAUUAUACGAUAUGGCGGCGAUGAUUGCGCGUUCUCUUAGGGCCAAGAUCUAUUUUGUUAUCUACCAUCCUGCUCUUUUUCCAGCGACUGAUGUGCAGAGCCAGCUUUUUGACGAGGCAAGGCAAUGCGUCUACCGGGCCGCCGUCAACAUCCUCGAGUAUGACCAUAGGCUUCACGUGGAUCCAAAAGUCCAGCAAUACAGAUGGCUUUUCCAGACCUUUACCAACUGGCAUGCCAUAGCCUACUUUCUCAUCGAGAGCUGUCGGCGCCCGUGGACACCACUCGUUGAACGAGGAUGGCAGGCUGUCCGGGCCUACCAACAGCGCGAUCCUCGCUACCUCGAAACCCAGGCUUAUCAUUCAGUGGUUUUACCAGUGAAGAAGCUGUGGCUGAGAGCCAACAGACAUCGAGAUCGGGAGAUCGUACGUCUGAGAGAGGAUCUGGAGGAAGCUAAUCACCUUGAGCACACUGAACGCAUGGCUGCUAUCGUUUUGCCUUUUGGCGACCAGUUUGGUGGUGAUGACGAGAUGAUGGACCUCUUCAGAGCCAAGUGGAAUGCUCUCAUCAUGGGAGGCAAAAGUAAUACGCCUUUUUUAAAAGGGGUACAACCGCCCUGCCUAUCAUCGACAGUCCCAUCCAGUUCACCAACUUUGUCCGAUGAGUCUUCGAAACACCAAACUGACACGAACCCCGAGUUCUACAGAACUGCCAUGUCUCUUUCGGAUACAUCCGCAUGGCAACCUUCAGAAAAGCCGAUGGAUUUGUCAAUGUUCGGAGUAGGCAGUGGAUAUACUGGGUUGAAUGAUAACGAGAUGCAAGCACAAGGUGUUGGUACAGACUCGAUGCACGAUAGUCCUUCCAUGCACCAUAAAAAGCUCCCUUCCUGGUUGAACCUUUCCCUUACUGCGAAUGCAAGUGUUGAAAAGUUGGCCGCAGAUGUUGGUAUGUUUGGUGAUGAAUUUAACUGGAAAGACUGGGCUAGAAACAUCAAGGGUUUUGGACUUCCAUGA